This is a messenger RNA of Oncorhynchus kisutch (coho salmon), 4250 nucleotides long. RefSeq names its product muscarinic acetylcholine receptor M2-like. The record is from RefSeq and is a predicted model, not a curated record. Gene Ontology annotation, cellular component: synapse; plasma membrane; dendrite. Bases 2385 to 3863 code for a protein of 492 amino acids. NCBI's taxonomy places the organism in Eukaryota, Metazoa, Chordata, Actinopteri, Salmoniformes, Salmonidae. Gene Ontology annotation, molecular function: G protein-coupled acetylcholine receptor activity; G protein-coupled serotonin receptor activity. The transcript has 4 exons. Gene Ontology annotation, biological process: adenylate cyclase-inhibiting G protein-coupled acetylcholine receptor signaling pathway; chemical synaptic transmission; regulation of smooth muscle contraction.
AAGACAUGAGUAACCACCACGCUGCAUUUCGGUCCGACUCUCUUUCGACAAACGAAGAACGCCGUUACACACCUACUGUACGUGCAUAUGAGUGGGAGGGGGCUUCAUGAAUAAUUCAUGAGCAAAUAUGUUUGUCAGAAUAAUAAGAAUAUGAAACAUGUUUGUCUUACUUUCACCUCAAACGCAAACAGAUCAAUAGAGCAGAGCAGGCUCUCUUCCUGAUCUUUUGAGUGUUAUAACUAUACUGUAUUUCUAUGGUUAUGACCCUGUAAGUGCAGCACAGCACUGUUUCAUAAUAGAAUCAAAUGGGGUAUCUGAGGGAGAACAGAUGGGGGUACUCAUACUGUAAUGAUAUUUGAGCUGAUGUUAAAAGCAGGAAGGAAGCCUCUAUUAGGUACAAUCUUAUCACAUAGUCUAAUGGAGUUGCUUAUGGGGCUGCUUCAGUAGCAUGCAAGGAUCCUUGAAAAGUCUCUCCUGAGUGUCUUUCCAUUGAUUUUCGGAUCCGAAUAGAUCAGGUAAUCACAUCGCUGUCUGAGUAAUGUUUGUGCUGUAGAUACUUUUUGUUCUUACCGUCGUUCCUGAGCAGCUAUUACAGUGGUGUUCUUCCAUUUGCUAAAUGUAGUUAUGGUGUUGUUUGUUUUGUGUCAUAGGGAAUUGCUAUACCUGUAAAUCGAGCUAUCGGCUUUGUUACUGUCAGACAGAAGAGGGCUGGGUUGGUGCAGAGAUGAGCUAGAGAUGAGCCAAGACAGGAUCAGAGAGCGAUUAGGGUCUCACAAAGUGUAGAAAGUAUAAAAGACAGCAAGGAAGAUGAACAACUGCACCAACAUCACUCUCUCAAAGUGGACAGCAUCCCUCCCUAUUCCCACAGUCAGUUACUCAUCUUUAGCCUGAUAGGAUCUGUGCUGUCGUGACAUGGAGACAGGCGCUUGCUGAUAGACCUCUAUCUAUCUGUACAUCUGCCCCUCACAGUUAGCCCACAGUGGCAGCAUGAAUGUAGUCUCUUGUUGUGACAGUAGCUAGCUAUUGGCCAGUGCAGAUUCAAGAUUACAGGGUUAGCCAUAGUAGUAAAGCACCCCUGGAGCAAAUUAGGGUUAAGUGCCUUGCUCAAGGGCAUAUCUACAAGUUUUUACCUUGUUGGCUCAGGUAUUCAAACCAGCAACUUUUCAGUUACAGGCCCAAUGCUCUAACCACUAGGCUACUUGCUUGUACUUCUACAAGCCUAUAGAAUUAGGGGAACAACUUGACAUUAUUAACUUGGCUCUUAUAAUCAGAUUAGCUGUCAACAUGUAUGCUUCCAGGUAAACCAGAACAUGUAAAUGAGCUGUCUUAGAGGUUAGGGUGACCUAAUAAUGUGUUCUAACUCGACCUGUCAGAUCACUUCCUAUCCCAGUGAGUACUUUCAGGUCAUCAAAGAGCCAGGAGGGGAGCCUUGUCCAGGAAACCAUACAGUUAAAGUGCAUUCAAACGCAUAGCAUAGAUGAGCCAAAUACAGUACAAAUAAGGCCAAAUUCAAAAAAAUUGUUUCAAUAUUUCAAAAUCAUCCCAAUGUGACUGGAAUUGACUGUGUAGCUCAAUGACGUUACUUUAAGAUCGAAUCCUUAUUUGGUGAAAGUGCCGUGUCCGUUUGGGAUACUACAACAACAAAGAGGUUACUGCAAACCACUACACUGCUUCUUCCCUCUGACCUCACUGCAGACGCGAUAGAACAGCAGAAUAUGUACUACACGUUUCAUCAACAAAACAAAAACAAAUUAAAAAACAAAUUAAAACAAUUAUUUGGGUAUUGACUUUGGGUUUUGGACAGAAAUUAUAUCAUUAGUAGACAGCAGUCAGGUAAUCAAAACCAUAGAAAGGAUUGCUGUCCCUCCUUAUCCAAAGGCUUACAGGAUAAGGAAACAAACAUUUCAUUUUGUAAUUUAGGUAAUUAUUAGGUCAACUAUUUACUUUUAAUUUAGUCUGUAGUGUUCAGCAGUUAACAGUCAGGUCAAAUCUACUUUCUGCAAACACAGCAGCAGGUGGAUAAAUAUUAGGAGUCAGGUCAUUGCUACUCACCAUUAAUCCUUUGUAAAUUGGAUCUGAGAAUGUUCUUCCUUCAUGCCUGUCCUAAAAUAUCCAGGGGUGAUACUGCAUAUUCAUUUUGAGAUAUAGGACACUACUGUGUGGAUUUUCUAAACCCUGCAGCUACGGGAAAGGGCCUUUAUUUGCUCACCUGCCAUUUUGUUUCACACCUGGAUAAAGGAACACACACCUGCUCUCUCCUCUACCAGUCAGGAAGCUGGUGUCGGAAAUCACAAAGGAACCAAGUACAACAUCAUCAGGUGUAUCUUAUAGUUCUGAGAUUGGCCCCAAAGCAUACUUGAAAAGGAUAACCAAGACCAGACAAGAUGGAGACGCUCAACCUCACCAACUACUCCAACCUCAGCUCAGACAAUGAAAGCAGCAGUCUCUUCUCUGGGAGUCCAUAUAAGACGGUAGAGAUCGUCCUCAUCAUCCUGGUGGCUGGGUCACUCAGCCUCGUCACCAUCAUUGGCAACAUCCUGGUUAUGCUCUCCAUAAAGGUCAAUAGGAACCUCCAGACUGUCAACAACUAUUUCCUGUUCAGCCUAGCCUGUGCUGACCUCAUUAUUGGCCUGUGCUCCAUGAACCUCUACACUGUCUACAUUGUGAUUGGACACUGGCCCUUAGGCCCGGUCGUGUGCGACCUGUGGUUGUCCAUUGAUUACGUGGUCAGCAACGCCUCAGUUAUGAACCUCCUCAUCAUUAGCUUUGACCGCUACUUCUGCAUCACCAAGCCUCUCAGCUAUCCGGUGCGCCGCAGCACCAUGAUGGCGGGGAUGAUGAUUGCGGGUGCCUGGGUGCUGUCAUUCGUACUAUGGGCUCCUGCCAUCUUGUUCUGGCAGUUCUUCGCGGGUGGGCGGACGGUGCCGCCUGGCGAGUGCUACAUCCAGUUCUUCUCCAACGCAACGGUGACGUUUGGCACGGCCAUCGCUGCCUUCUACCUGCCUGUGGCCAUCAUGAUCAGUCUCUACUGGCGCAUAUCCAAGGCCAGUCGCAGCCGGGUACGGAGGAACAGCAGGAAACCUUCAGGGAAUAGCCUGGGAGAAGGCCCAUCGCAGAGCCAGGAGGAUGGGUGCAGGGCCCAGCCCAAUGACUGCACUGUGACUGGGGAGGAGGAGGAGGAGGGUGGGGAUGGAGAGAAGGUCGGGGAGGGGGUCCAGCAGCAGAAUGACAGGGAGCCCUACAGAGGGGAAGGGCCAGACAGAGAUAGCUCUACCACAACAGUCAGCAACCUUGCCUCAUCAUCCAAUCAAAAGAAAGAGCCUGGCCUAUCACAGAAGGGGUCAAACGGUGAGGCCAAAUCCAGCCAGACGCGGUGUUGCUAUCAGAACCAGGCCACAGGCUGUGGGCCCAAACUCUCCUGUAUCAGAAGCAACUCCUGGCCUGAGGGAGAGACAUACAAAGCCACGCACAGCAACACAGAUUCCACCCCUGCAACAGAGAAACACAGCCUGGUGACACGGACGCUGUUAAAGGUGACAAAGAGGAACUCCAAGCAGAGCCCCAAGAGGAAGACGAAGAAGAAAAAGGGCCCUCCGUCCCGGGAGAAGAAGGUGACGCGCACCAUCAUGGCCAUUCUGGUGGCGUUCGUGGCCACGUGGACACCUUACAAUGUGAUGGUGCUCAUCAACACCUUCUGCUCCAGCUGCAUCCCCAACUCGCUGUGGACCAUUGGCUACUGGCUGUGCUACAUCAACAGCACCGUCAACCCGGCCUGCUACGCCCUGUGCAACACCACCUUCAAGAACACCUUCAGACAGCUGCUGCUCUGCCAGUACAGGAACAUACGCACGAUGAGGUCAUGAGGACCAGGGGGUCAGGGGUCAAUGCUGCGAAGCUGCUGUCUUGAUUCACUCAGAUACUCACAGAUCUGAUAGGACUGGAUAGGUGAAAGUAGGUGAAGCUAUUGUUUAGACCUAUCCAGUCAUCUUUGAUCUGUGCAGAGGCUGAACCAGAGCAGAAGGAAAGGGGAGACAACUUCUUAGAAUGAAAUGCAGCUCAGAUGUGUAUCUAUCUAUGUUGGUUGUGGUUUUAUAUGAGUAGGUUCCAAAUUAGACUGCUAUUCUCAUGAAACGUUUGGUUUCAACAUGGUGGCUAAACUCGGUUUACAUAAUGGCCGUCUAUGUUAUGUUUUGUGUAUGUGACAUGUCUACUCUAUGGUAUGAAUUUGGAUAUAUCGGGUAUGUCUGGGU